Marasmius oreades (fairy-ring Marasmius) is the source of this 396-nucleotide messenger RNA. RefSeq lists its product as uncharacterized. NCBI's taxonomy places the organism in Eukaryota, Fungi, Basidiomycota, Agaricomycetes, Agaricales, Marasmiaceae. The transcript has a single exon. The record is from RefSeq and is a predicted model, not a curated record. The coding region runs from base 1 to 396 and encodes 131 amino acids.
AUGCCUCUUAGCGGUUCUUGCAUUACCUCUGUUGUCCCCUUCAUCCUCUCAAAUUCUUCCUCAAUCGAACCUGGAUUUUCUGAAUUUCCGAAAUGUGCUUCCUGGGUCGAGACACUGACCAACAAUCUCAACGAAAAGGCGGCCGCUGUUCAUCAACAGCAUGUGAUGUUUGAGCUCUCCGGUUAUGGGGUGUACUGCUUAUCUAUUCCUUUUGACCCUCUACUAACUCCAGUUGCUUCGGGACAAUACUCAUCGACAUUGUUGUUUGUUCUUGAGAGAGACAAAUUAACCUGGUUAUUUGGGUGUGUACACCUUCCAUCCCCCCUCCAAUCCUCACGAACCAUCUCAUCCAUCCCUUCCUGGAUGGUUAACCAGUACACAGCACCCCUCGAUUGA